This is a messenger RNA of Mus musculus (house mouse), 3966 nucleotides long. It is a transcript of the gene Sec62, whose product is annotated as SEC62 homolog, preprotein translocation. The coding region runs from base 473 to 1669 and encodes 398 amino acids. Gene Ontology annotation, cellular component: membrane; endoplasmic reticulum membrane. Gene Ontology annotation, biological process: protein transport; post-translational protein targeting to membrane, translocation. Lineage: Eukaryota; Metazoa; Chordata; Mammalia; Rodentia; Muridae. The transcript is spliced from 8 exons. The record is from RefSeq and is marked validated.
GACGAGCUGUGUUUAAUGGAGUCAGACUCUGAAGUUGUUUUCCACCUUUUAAGGGGAACUUGGCGGGACUGAAGUGGGGUGCCACGGGGCUCGCUGGGGCAGGAAGCGCCACAGGUGACGCUGUGCGCCCCGGUGGUCCCGGCGGCGUCAGCGACUCUGAGGGGCGGGGCCCGGGGAUCUGUGUUUACACGCCAGCCAGGUGACUCGGGCGUUCAGUCAGGGCUGAGAGCCGACGCGACUUGCCAGCCUCCAGCGCUCUGACUCACGUGGCGCCGGCCUCCGGGACCAGAAGCAGAAGCAGCCCGCGUCGUCCGCCACCGCACGGACGGCGGGAAGACCACGGAGGCCGCCCCCAGCCCAGAGCCCGCGGCGGGUUACAUAACGGGCCGCGAGCCGCCGCGCUCUCGCGAGAUCUCAGCCGCCCCCUCCCCGACUCGCUCCACGUCAGAAGGAACCGGGCGGAGCGGCCAACAUGGCGGAACGCAGGCGACACAAGAAGCGGAUCCAGGAAGUUGGUGAACCAUCUAAAGAAGAGAAGGCUGUAGCCAAAUAUCUUCGAUUCAACUGUCCAACAAAAUCCACCAACAUGAUGGGUCAUCGGGUUGACUAUUUUAUUGCUUCAAAAGCAGUGGAGUGCCUCUUGGAUUCAAAGUGGGCCAAGGCCAAGAAAGGAGAGGACGCUUUAUUUACAACCAGGGAGUCUGUGGUCGACUACUGCAACAGGCUUUUAAAGAAACAGUUUUUCCAUCGGGCCCUAAAAGUAAUGAAAAUGAAAUAUGAUAAAGACGUAAAAAAAGAAAAAGAUAAAGGGAAAUCAGAAAGUGGGAAAGAAGAUGAUAAAAAGAGCAAGAAAGAAAGUGUUAAAGAAGAAAAAACAAAAAAGGAAAAAGAAAAAAAGAAAGAUGGUGAAAAGGAAGAUUCCAAAAAGGAGGAAACUCCAGGAACUCCAAAAAAGAAGGAAACUAAGAAAAAAUUCAAACUUGAGCCACAUGAUGAUCAAGUUUUUCUGGAUGGAAAUGAGGUUUUUGUGUGGAUCUAUGACCCAGUUCACAUUAAAACAUUUGUCAUGGGAUUAAUUCUUGUGAUUGCAGUAAUAGCAGCCACCCUCUUCCCUCUCUGGCCAGCAGAAAUGAGAGUAGGUGUUUAUUACCUCAGUGUGGGCGCAGGCUGUUUUGUAGCCAGCAUUCUUCUCCUUGCUAUUGCUCGCUGCAUCCUGUUUCUCAUCAUCUGGCUGAUAACUGGAGGAAGGCACCACUUUUGGUUCCUGCCAAACCUGACUGCUGACGUGGGCUUCAUUGACUCCUUCAGGCCCCUGUACACACAUGAGUACAAAGGACCAAAAGCAGACUUAAAGAAGGAUGAGAAAUCUGAAACCAAAAAGCAGCAGAAGUCCGACAGUGAGGAAAAGUCAGACAGUGAGAAAAAGGAGGAUGAGGAAGGGAAAGGAGCUCCGGCAGACCAUGGACCAGAAGGCUCGGGCGGAGAGCGGCACUCAGACACGGACAGUGACAGGCGGGAAGACGACCGCUCGCAACACAGUAGCGGGAACGGGAAUGAUUUUGAAAUGAUCACGAAGGAGGAGCUGGAGCAGCAGACAGAUGGGGAUUGUGAUGAGGAGGAUGACGACAAAGAUGGAGAGGUGCCUAAAUCUGCACAUGAGAAAUCAUAAUCUGACUAGCUGGGGGACUAAAUAAGUACAGCAGGUUGGGUUUUCUGUGUUGGCCGAUCAUCAUGAUGUACAGAUGGCAUUUGUAGCAUUCUUUAAAUCCAUUUUCUGAAAUGUAUUUGACAUUCAGUUACAGUCAGCCUUUUGUUUUGUAGAACGUUGGUACUGUUAUUGGUACAGUUUAAAGCCAUUAAUAAGUUUUAUCCAUCUGAUAAUUUUACAGUAAGUAGGCCUCAUUUUGAUAGUCAUCAGAGGUACAUUGUCCACAAUGACACUUAGAAUAAGGGCAUUUUUGAUAGUUGUAUGGCUUUUUACUGUUAGACUAAUGGAAAUUGCUAAAGAAACUGCAGCAUUUCAGAUUAUGCAUAAGUAUAUAGCCACUUGGCAGUUUCUUUAGGAUCAAAUGCUUAAACUCAUUGUUCUUGCUAGUUAUGCUCUUUUUGGGUUUUUAGGUUUGUUUGGUUUUUUGUUUUGUUUUCAUAAACUUAUACCAGAAAAAUUCCUUUUUUAAGGUUUUUGAGUUAGCAGGGAUCAAGAGCAUUUUGUGGAAACAAGCCAGCUAGUAACAGUGCAGCAACCCUUUUAAUUCAGCUACAGAUUCUCCUUUUCCAGCUUAGGAAAUCCCAACUGACCUGUGCGUUCAAUCCAGAGAAAGGCGGUCAUCUCCAGCAGAAGUGAGGAGCGCUGACUGGACGGCGAGGCUCUUCCUUCCUCCCCAUCUCCUUGUCAUAACAUAAGAUGUAUUCUGUACAUAAUUUACAAAUAAAACAUUUUAUUUUAAUUGUUACUUAUUAUUUAGACAUUUCUCAACACUGAAAUUUGUAAAACAAAAACCAUGUAAGGUAUGUUUUUAGAAAGUUUCAGUAACCCACAGAACAUCUGAUCUUUCUACAGCAGCUUCAGUUGUGUGCCAACAUUCCAUGUAUUUUAAUAUGAGUAAAAGUUAUCCUUAUUAAGUAAGAACAGACUUAAAGUAGUAGCUGUUUGUACGCCUUAAUGUUCAUUGAUUUAUUUUAAAUCUUUACAUUUAGAAAUGGGGGCUAUGUCAUCAGACGAGGAGGCACUGCUGUGAAAGACAAUUUGCUGUUCUAAAAUACCAAUUAAAAAUAAAGGAUAUAAAAGAAAACACAGCAAGCCAUUGGACUCUAAUUGCUUCAAACUAGUUUGGCCAUUUACUUUUUACACACCUUCGCUACAAACCUUCUUUAAAACGCCUGCAUAUACACAAGCAAUCCUUGGAGCCACGUUUUACACCCCAGUGAGCAGUGAGUGAUUUUCCUUUAGUCACACGGUGGUUUUGCUUUGUAGUUAGUAGGUGAUGGAUAUAUAGGUCUUCAUCCUCCUUUAGGCUGUUUCUCUUCUUGUGUUUGUCCAUUGUCUGUAUAUUGACAGCUUAUGAAAUACAGCUUGACUUGUUUCUUUAGUCUUCCUGUGUGGAUGGAACGGUAGGUGCGGUCCUCAGAGCGCUGUGCAUUGAUUACAGUGCCUCGGUGUUCUUCCUUCACAUUUAUUUGCAGAGCCCUGCUGCCUCGUGUCCACAGUAAGGAAGAGGAUAAUUACAGCUUAUGAGCUUGUUAGUCACAGGUAGAUUAAUACCUAUUUAGGGUAUGAAAAUGGAACAAGAAACUUUGAUAAAACAAAACUGCUUGUUUGACCUUUACUAGUAUAGUACCCAGGCACUCAAUAUUUAUUUGCAAGAUCUUUGUAACAUAUGUCCUGUGUCUAGUCUAAACAAUAAAGAAUGCUAGCUACAAAGUCCACUUACUGAUACAAGUGGAUAGUAAAUUUUUCAUAAGUAUUUGCUGAUCUUUGGGGAGAGUACUCUUGUUUUCGUUAGGUAUGGACUAGAAAUUUCAGCUUAAUUUCUAUUGUAUGGUUCAAGGUAAAACACUUUAAACAAGUUAAAAAAUCAAAAUGCUUCCUCUGUUGUAGUCUUUAGACGUCUUUGUGUCAGAGCAUGGAGAAUUGUUUACACUAGCCAAUGGAGUAGUGACUCUUAAAAAAUGAUUUCCUAUGCUGCUGUAAGUAGAAGCACAAAGCUUUUGGGUAAUGUGGGGUUUACUAUGGAGUGUAUGUAUGUUGGCCUAUGCAGGAUUGAACUAAGCAGGAACUGAGUCCAGAUGGAAGAAUAGUACAUAUGUGAAUGUUCUCAAAAUUAAUGUGUUAAAUAGGGUGCUUUUUCUUUUCCUUCCUACAGAAUUCUUAAGUUUUUUAAAUUAUAAGUCCUUCUAGAGAAUGUUAAUUGAUAAUUUCAACGAAUACUACCCAGAAAAUAAUAAAUUUUAAUAUAUUACACUGAA